UAGUCCUGGCAGUUGGAACACAGCUCCCUCCACCCCGCCCUCGCCGCCUCUCUAAUCUCAAAAUCCACAAGGGAAGAUCUGUGUCGCCUCUCCUGCUGCUCUGAAGGAGAUGCUCUCUCUACUUGACGGGUCGAUUUUACACGGAGGAGACGCACACCGUCCGCUGCUGCAGUCCAUCCGCUGUUCAUCCUUUGCCCGUUUCAUAUAGGCCUACACCGUUGCCAUUUAGACGAUCGGAGAGCGGAACAUUUGAAAAGUGGGUCCGAUGGCACAGUGGACAAUACUUGUGUUGUCUUUAUACGGAGUUCUGCAUGGACAAGAGAUUCAGCUUCCUACUAUACAAAAGUGCUGUCAGGAUGGGAUGACUCGGGCCCAAAAUGGACAAGUCUGUACAAUCCUCCCGCUCAUCUCCUCCUCCCACAUCUGCAUGAUCGCCCAGGAGCAGUGCUGUGCAGCAGCAGUAAGAGACCGACUCUGUGACAAUGGCAUGGAGAUGGCCAAGGGGCAAGGGGCCUGUGAGAGGCCCUUCUUCGAAGGAGAUCCUUGGGAAACCAACAUCUCUAAGAUGUGUUGUGACUGCUGUAUGCUCGGCCUGAUGAUGGCAAGCGAGGGUUUGAGCUGUGAGCGCCAGGGUUUGUUGCUGGGGAGAUGGUGUGCGUACCCAGCUAAAACCUGCUGUGGCAAAAACACAACAGAGGAAACCGAACCAAGUACUACUGUGACAGAAAAGCUUGAGGCCGGAGUUACCGUUACCCACAUGCCUCCUGAGGGAUUGGACCCCUGUAGAGACUCCAAAUGCUCCCAGUUGUGUGUAGGUGAUGGUUUAUGUGCUUGCCUUGGUGGUUAUCAACUGCAAAAUGAUGGAGUGACUUGUGAGGAUGUUAACGAGUGUUUGAAUGGCGGUCACAACUGCGUCCUCGGCCAAGUUUGCAUUAACACCGAGGGUUCCUUUCGCUGUCAGAGGGAAAGCAGCUGUGGCACCGGGUAUGAACUCAGAGAUGACAACAAUUGCCAAGACAUUAACGAGUGCACUUUGGGGACCCAUAACUGUGGAGCGGAAUUUGUGUGCACCAACACAGAGGGCUCGUUCCGCUGCCACCCAAAGGAGAGGUGCUCAGGCGGUUUCCUUCAGGACGCCGUCGGCAGCUGCAUUGACAUAAACGAGUGUGUGGCCCACACCAGUCCAUGCCUGCCUGGCCAGACGUGUAUCAACACAGUGGGCUCCUACAACUGUCACAGAAACAUAGUCACCUGUGGACGCGGCUAUCAUCUGACUGAGGACGGCACGCGUUGUGAAGAUGUGGAUGAGUGUCGUACAGGGAACGUGUGCGUCGACCACGGUUGUGUCAACCUGGUAGGCUUUUACCGCUGUGAAUGCAGAACUGGCUUCAUCUUCAACAUUAUCACCAAACUGUGUGAUGUCUGUGCCCUGUGUUUAGACAUCAAUGAGUGCAGGCAUUAUCCCGGGCGACUCUGCACCCACAAGUGUGAGAACACAGAGGGGUCCUACAAGUGCAGCUGCACCCUUGGCUUCAAGCUGUCCCAGGACGGCAGAAACUGUGAAGAUGUCGAUGAGUGUGAAGCCAACCCUUGCAGCCAGGAGUGUUCAAAUGUCUAUGGCUCGUACCAGUGCUACUGUCGCCGUGGUUACCAGCUGAGUGACAACGAUGGGAUAACAUGUGAAGAUAUUGAUGAGUGUGCUCUGCCUACCGGAGGUAAUGUGUGUUCCUACCGCUGCUCCAACGCCCCGGGAAGUUUUUACUGUACCUGCCCACCCACAGGCUACACACUAGCACACAAUGGACGCACAUGCCUAGACAUUGAUGAAUGUGCAGCUGGUAGACAUACCUGUUCUGUCUCCGAGAGCUGCUUCAACGUCCAGGGAGGAUUUCGCUGUCUGUCCUUUUCAUGUCCUCCAAACUUCCGGGUAGCAGCACAAGGAUCCAAACAAGAUGCUUCAGUCAAUCUGCGUUGUAGUAAGGCCUGCCAAGCUUAUGACAUCAACUGCAGUCGCGACACCUCCCACCUCAUCACCUACACCUCCAUCUCUCUGCCAACCUUCAGAGACUUCAGUAAACCAGAAGAAAUCAUUUUCCUGCAGACAGUUACGGCGGAUAACCCUGCUCCUCUCCCCGGAGCCACCAGUAUUUUCUUUGACAUCCUGGCUGCAGAUGAACAGUUUUCUUUUGACGUGGAGAAGCGCUCCCACAAGGGCAUGAUUAUGGGUGUGGUUCGGCAGGUGAAACCUAUCACUGGCCCCAGGGACUUUGAGUUGAAGGUGGCUAUGAACUAUGUCAAGUCAGGGGUCAUUACCCAUAGUAAUGCUGUCAACAUCCAUGUCUUCAUCUCGGAGUUUUGGUUCUGAGGGAGGGAACGAUACUCCAUCACCAAUACAACACAUAACGUGGCAAAUAUAGUUUUUAAUAUCUGGAGGACGCCACACUUAUCUUGCUGAACAUUUAAAAACACCUCAAAUGUUAAUGCUGUUGCAAGAUGAGAUCAUUUCAUUUGCAAAUCUUUUAGAUGUACUGAAAACAGUUACAGAAGCAGUUUGUGACCCAUCCAGGUAAUUAGUUACCAAUAGGUCUUUGUAAUUUUCAACACAAUAUACACAUAUUAUUAUUAUUAUACCGGUAAGACAAGAACACAAAAAGAUACCGGAUUUGAUUUUAUUAGGAUCCCCAUUAGCUGAUGCAGAACAUUAGCUCCUCUUCCUGUAUAAGUAAGUAGUUACAAAAUAUGGAUACAGGCUUAGGGCCCUUAGAUUUAGAUUAGAUUAGACUAAGAGCCAUGCUGGCAGCUCUGUACUUGGGGACAGUGGUGCUUUGAGUUUCAUGCUAAUUUAAGCAUGCUUACAUGCUCAUUUCCUCAUUUUAGUCAGUUAGCAUGCUAACAUUUGCUAAUUUGCACUAAAAACAAGCUGAGGAUGAUGGGAAUGUCAUAACUGUUUAUUCAGAAACCUAAGUAUUAGAAAAGGUGAGAAUUUGACCUGGUGGUGGCAUUGGAUGAUCAGGGGAUCUCCAAAAUUAUUAGGAUACACCUAACCUGACUCCGCCAGAUGGAUCGCUUCGCAUUUGCUCGGCAUAUCCAUCUGGGAACUUUCCGUUGGAGAACUUUUGGGAAGGGGCGGAAAUACUGGUUAGUUGAUUGGAUGAACCAUCUGUCUAUCACCUAUGUUGGUGAUAGACGGGCCAAAUCAACCAAUCAGAUCCACGAAGCGUAUGAAAAUACAACCACAAGCCCGCCCCUGCUGCUGCAGGCAAAGCAUAGCUCGUUAGCUCAGCAUGCAAACAACAUGUCGG
Perca flavescens (yellow perch) is the source of this 3302-nucleotide messenger RNA. Its product is annotated as fibulin-1. The record is from RefSeq and is a predicted model, not a curated record. Gene Ontology annotation, cellular component: extracellular region. Lineage: Eukaryota; Metazoa; Chordata; Actinopteri; Perciformes; Percidae. Gene Ontology annotation, molecular function: peptidase activator activity; calcium ion binding. The transcript has 17 exons. Gene Ontology annotation, biological process: extracellular matrix organization. Bases 266 to 2365 code for a protein of 699 amino acids.